AGGGGAGAGAGUCAAUCGAGCGGAUAACGAACAGAACACACACCCACUGUGCUCAUGGCUUCCUCUUCCUCCUCCCUUGGCCUUGGCGCCAUCUUCCAAAGCGGCUGCCCCCUCCUCCCGCCUCGCCCCGCCGUCCGCCGCGCGCCCACCAGGCGCCGCGCCGUCGCCACCAAGAUCUCCUGCAUCGGAUGGGACCCCGAGGGCGUCCUCGGCCCGCCGCAGGGCGGCCACAUCGUGCGCCUCGAGUUCCGCCGCCGCCUCGAGAGGGACUCCGACGCCCGCGAGGCCUUCGAGCGCCAGGUCCGCGAGGAGCACGAGCGACGCCGCCAGGAGCGCGAGGCGCGGGUCAUCCCUGACACGGACGCCGGCCUCGUCGAGUUCUUCCUCGACACGGAGGCGCGCGAGAUCGAGGUAGAGAUCGGCAGGCUCCGCCCCAGGCUCAACCAGCCCUUCUUCGACUACAUCCAGCGCGAGAUCGCCCAGAUCAAGUUCUCAAUCACCCGAACAGCGGAAAUGGAGGACCGAUUGAUCGAGUUGGAAGCGAUGCAAAAGGUUCUGCUUGAGGGAGUGGAGGCCUAUGACAAGUUGCAAAAUGACCUUGUCAGCGCGAAAGAACGCCUCACAAAGAUCCUGCAAUCAAGCGACAAAAAAUCGACACUUCUUGAAAUGGUUGAACGGAAUGAGCUCAACAUGUCCAUACUAACACUCCUCGAUGAAAAUAUAGCAAGCGCCAAGACCAACAAUCAGGAAGAAGCUGUGGCUUUCAUGGAGAAUGUUCGCUCAUCCAUCCUGAAAUAUAUUACAGUAUGAAAUUGGUAGGCAUGUGGACUUAGCCCUGUCACAUGGUUAUCAAAAUUAGGUCAUGAACCUGUAAUUUGCAAGGACAUGUCACAUAUUCAAGGGUCUGAUUAUGUUUCUCUCUUGUAUUUAGUUAUUGUGUUCCAUAUAUGCUCAUGUCAGUGUCAAUAGUUUUUUGGUAAAGAGAAAUUGUACAAUCAUAUACUUGUACCACCAACAUAUACUUGAACCAGUUUCCUGGUUGGACAGCUAGUUUUACCUGUUGCACAUCCAUUUGGUUU
Molecule: messenger RNA, 1079 nt
Organism: Oryza sativa Japonica Group (Japanese rice)
Lineage: Eukaryota; Viridiplantae; Streptophyta; Magnoliopsida; Poales; Poaceae
Source: RefSeq, a predicted model, not a curated record